This is a messenger RNA of Atta colombica, 2946 nucleotides long. Its product is annotated as gonadotropin-releasing hormone II receptor-like. The record is from RefSeq and is a predicted model, not a curated record. The transcript is spliced from 10 exons. Gene Ontology annotation, cellular component: membrane. NCBI's taxonomy places the organism in Eukaryota, Metazoa, Arthropoda, Insecta, Hymenoptera, Formicidae. The coding region runs from base 974 to 2248 and encodes 424 amino acids. Gene Ontology annotation, biological process: G protein-coupled receptor signaling pathway. Gene Ontology annotation, molecular function: G protein-coupled receptor activity; adipokinetic hormone receptor activity; peptide binding.
UUCCGUUGUUUAGCAGUCGUCGAUCACGUGCAUCCGCAUAUAUAAUCGCAUUCCCCCGCGUUAUGCGAAACUUGCGAUAUCCAACGGGGCGCGUCCUUCUAUACGUUUCGACGUAGACGAUAAAUCCUUCUCUUUAUUUUCUUCUUUAUUUUUCCUCUUUAUUUUUCUUCUUAAUUUUUUUUCGUCUCGCCGCGAUACGGAAUUUUUUUCGAUUGUUCUAUCGAACUGAUGUGUGUCAGCGUUUAUGCGAUAAUCUCAGUCAAGAAAAUGGAUUGAGACCAUGCACGUGGAAAAUGCGCUCGCGAUUGCCACAGGUUCACGCGCGAGGGUGAAGCAGCGCGAUUAGAAAAUUCCGCGAUUAUUCGCAAGAAAGAGAUAAUCGUGGCAGAAGUUUUCACAUUUUCACGAAGAAGCUACGGUGCACAGUCAAUGGGAUUUCGCUGUUAAAAGCAGAGUUUCAGAUUUUUUUCAAUAUCAAAAUCUGAUUGAAGCUAACCGACACUUUGCAUCGUCGAUUAAAUCUCACAUGAAUAACUCAAUUGGAAAAUUAUAAUUAUUAAAAAUUAUAAAUUGCAGUUUACAAUUUGAAAGGGAACGAAGUGGAUAAAGAAGUGCCAAGAAUAAGUUCAUAUAUCGAAGCUGCGAAAUUGCACCGAAAACAAGCAUUCGAGCCUGGGCUUCAACACCUACGUCGCUCGGACCUGCGCCGAAGCUUCUGUAUGUCAACAAGAACUCGAGAAGUAAAACGAAUCAGUAUUAUAACAUACCCCGCACAAUGAGGGUUCGUUAUCACUAGCACACAGGGGCGACACAAUUACAAGUAGAUCGCGAUCGACGAAUGUCGCUUCGAAAUAUAUUAUUUUGCACUCGGCACGCUCUCUUCGGCUGAUUUACAAUGUAAUUCAGGAUUUAUGCGAUCAUUCAACCCGAAGCUCUGCAACGUGAAGGCGAUUCCAUCCCUUUUCUCUUUCAGAUGAUUGACAAUUUAAUCUUCAAUGAUAUGGGGAACGUAAUGCAAUUAGACGAGGCCGAGGACGAAGAGAGCUUCAAGUGCAAUGGCACUAUUCACGCAGAACUGCCAAUCGAAUUGCGUUUCAAUGACGGCCACUUGGUGACGAUCAUCACUUACAGCAUCCUAAUGGUGAUAUCGGCCAUUGGAAAUAUUUCCGUGCUGACCAUAAUAAAAAAACGAAAGUCCAAAUCCCGGAUACAGAAUCUCGUAAUGCACUUGUCGAUCGCUGACCUCUUUGUGACAUUCCUGAUGAUGCCAUUCGAAAUCGGAUGGGCGAGCACGGUAUCCUGGGAAGCAGGAGACGCGAUGUGUCGCAUAAUGGCUUUCUUCAGGACAUUCGGCCUGUAUCUUUCAUCCUUUGUAAUAAUCUGCAUAAGUAUAGACAGAUAUUACGCCGUGAUGCGACCUCUCCAAAUACUAGAUGUUCACAGGAGAGGGAAGAUAUUGCUGAUGCUUGCGUGGAUUGGCUCUAUACUUUGUUCCAUGCCACAGAUGUUGGUGUUCCAUCUUGAGACGCAUCCAAAUUACACUUGUUAUACGCAAUGUAUAACAUUCAAUAUCUUCCCAUCGUACGUGCACGAAGUUUUCUACAGUUUGUUCGGUAUGGUAGUGAUGUAUUGGUGUCCCCUUAUUGUAAUAUUCUAUACUUACACCAGUAUUUUCAUGGAGAUCUGCCGUAGAUCCAGGGAGAGAAGUGAAGAUAGAAUACGUCGCUCCUCAUGCAGUUUUCUAAGCCGAGCGCGAGUACGCACUUUAAAAAUGACGAUAACCAUUAUCGCUGUCUUCAUUAUCUGUUGGAGUCCUUACUACGUGAUGAGCGUUUGGUAUUGGAUUGAUCGAUCAUCAGCCCUCAAAGUCGACGAACGCAUUCAGAGAGCCCUUUUCUUCUUCGCGUGCACCAACUCUAGCAUGAAUCCCAUCAUCUACGGUAUCUUCAAUAUUCGUCAAAGAAAUAAAACACAGCUUCAGUCCCAUCCUCUUCUGAAGCUCGUCAACACAACUGUGGAACUUCCUGUUGUCGCAUACGCCAGAGAUUCCAUUUUCACCAUUUUCGUAAUAACAUUGCCGAUUUUUUUUAACCCUCCAACUUCAUAUAACAGACGUUCAUCGCAUGAUCGUAAUGGCGCCGAUGCGUACAGCCACCAUCGAGACCCGGGUCACGCCGCUGUCCCUAUCCAUCAAACUUCUCGAUUGUCAAUGAAUGCGAUGUUCAUCGGCUCGAAUAGAUGCGUUUAAAUCAACGAUGUUAGCUUAAAUAUCUGCGUUCUUUUACGAAAAUAAGUUUCAGCAGUAGUGCUGUCAAAUGCUGCAAACUGCAUCUUACAUGACGGUGCAUUCACGUGCAGAUAUUGUCCGGAAACUAUCGUGUACGCAGAGCUGUUCAAAAGUUCUCAUCUCACUCUAGAUGUAUGAUGAGAUUAGGCGAGAUGUGAAAGCGACUGUGAUCGAUCAAAUUAAAUCGCGAUGGAAGAAGAAGAUCCUCUGACGAAGUUGAAGAAACGCGACGAAAAAACAGAGAUUUUCCUAAGUGAACUAUGUAUUCAUUUGUUUCUAGAUAUAUUUAUUUUCAAGUUAGAUAAGAACUUUUAAAAGAAGAUUCUAGACUAAGUUUUUAUAUGUAUUUGUUUCGAUAUAAGCAAACGUUGCAAAUGCAACCAUGAAUGCUUCUUCGAGUAUGUGUUCUUUCUUUUUUUUAUAUAUGUAUAUACUUUCGCGACACAAGGUUGUGCAAACAAGUUACGUAAGCUAUUUAUAUACCGUUUAUGUUCCGUAUAUUUUUAUAAGAAGGAAAAAGAUAUCGAACAAAAUGUGUGUGUUUGCAUCGCGCAAUCCUGUUUCAUUACUUAAAAACUUUUAAAGGAUAAGCACUCAAUCUAUUGUGUUUCUGUCUAUAUAUUUUCCAUAAAUAAAAAAAGGAAAAUUGUAAUUUGUGA